CUUGCAUCACCACCUAUAAGAAAACUCCUCCACCAGUGCCGCCCCGAACCUCAACCUGUUCUUCAGCCUCCAAGCCCUACAUCUCCAUCACAGCUCAGAGCAGCACAGAGUCUGCACAGGAGCACCUCAGCAGCUGAGGCACUGAAGAGGAACCAGAAGAUGUUAGGCCUUCCGCACCACAAGCUGAUAACUGAUGUUGUUGUCCGCUGGAACAGUGCCUAUGAGAUGAUCAGCCGGUUUCUUGACCAACAGCCAGCUGUUACUGCUGCCCUCUUAUCUCCAGAGGUCAGAAAGAAUACCACUGACAUCUCUACCCUGACUGAUGGAGACAUCAAGAAUACAGAAGAGGUUGUGAAAGCCCUCCAUCCAAUGCUGGUAGCAACAAAGAGCAUGUGUGAGGAGAAAAGUCCAACUGUUUCCAUCAUUGGUCCUCUUCACGCCCAACUUCUGAGCGACACACUCAGCACAAUUGAGGAUGCCCCUCUCGUCAAGGACAUAAAGUGUGCCAUCCAUGGAGACCUAUCAAAGCGCUACAUGUCUGCAGAGGAGAAAAACUUCCUCUACGUUGCCUCCGCCUUAGACCCCAGGUUUAAGUCGAUGCUCUUCUUGUCGCCUUCAGAA
Messenger RNA from Micropterus dolomieu (smallmouth bass), 621 nucleotides. Its product is annotated as zinc finger BED domain-containing protein 4-like. The annotation marks the transcript as partial. Lineage: Eukaryota; Metazoa; Chordata; Actinopteri; Centrarchiformes; Centrarchidae. The record is from RefSeq and is a predicted model, not a curated record. The transcript is spliced from 3 exons.